This is a messenger RNA of Lutzomyia longipalpis, 2188 nucleotides long. RefSeq lists its product as uncharacterized. The record is from RefSeq and is a predicted model, not a curated record. Lineage: Eukaryota; Metazoa; Arthropoda; Insecta; Diptera; Psychodidae. Bases 70 to 963 code for a protein of 297 amino acids. The transcript has 2 exons.
CUCGGUCCGCCAUUCGGUACGGAUGUCAUUGGGGUGAGCUCUUCAUUUUGGAGAAAAUAGUUAUUGGAAAUGGGUAAUUGUGAGAGAUGUAAGAAGGUGGUGGCCAGGGGAGAUCCCGGAAGCCUGCAGUGUGUGGAUUGUAAGCACCUUUUCCAUGGAGUGUGCUUGAAGAUCACGGAGGAACAACUCAGGGAUGGCAAUAGUGCCAUGUGGUGCUGUGAGAAUUGCAGUGCAAAGAAAAAAACGGUGUCUCGCAAGGUAUCAGUGUCAGAUGGCCAAUUCACCGAUCUUGUGUCGGAUAUGAGAGAUCUGAAGACGGAAAUGACAUCGAAUUCCAAGAAGAUGGACAACUUUCUGGAGAAAUUAGACUUUAUAAUCUCUGAACUUGGUAGCCUUCGCAGUGCAAACUCAAAGCUUGACAGCCGGAUUGAGACGUUGGAAGUUAAGAUGCGUGAUAUUACUCUCACUGAGGACUCUAAGGAGAUCGAGAUUAUGGGUUCUUUUGGCAUAGAGGAGAGGGAUAAAUACAAGAAAGCCAUCGACAUUAUCCGCCAAUCUCUGGGAAUAUCAGCCGAUAUGCAAGACAUUGAUGAGUGCUUUAUACUGAGGCAUCGAGGAAAACCUGAUUCUUCAACGGUUUCUCAAGCGGUCACUGAUAGGCAUUCUCUCAUUGUGAGAUUGACAACGUGCAGAAUGAGGGAUGAAAUCAUGAGGGAAUGGAGGAAGCGUAGAGCUAAGGAUGGUGUAAAAUAUUCGUCUGUGUCUGAUGGAGAGAGGAUGCUAAUGAUCCGUGAGAGACUGCCCAAAGCUUCGAAAGCUCUGAUGGAUGCAGCCAGAAAUCACGCCAAGAAGUUCAACUGGAGAUACGUGUGGGUCAAGCGAGGUCGAAUUUUCCUACGUAAGGCGGACGGCGAGCGGGCGAUAUGGGUGCGCUCUUGUACAGAUUUAGAGGGACUUCAAUAGGACAAUUUUUCAUCGCUGAUGCUGCAUCCUGUGGAGCCGCACGAUGUACUGGGUCAUAGUGUAGUUGUAAGCUAAGAAAGUUCAUUAUUUCAUUCAGAAUUUUUCUCUCCCUCUCUCUUGAGUUGAUCUCAUUUCUAUGUUAGACUUUGCUAUAUGAAUUGAAAUUUUUGAAAUUUAUGAAACUUUCAUUCUCUCAUUUAAGUUAAUUUUUUUUCUCUGAUUCUCCAAUAAUUAUUUUUUCCCUAUCAUUUAUUUUGCCUAAAGUAAAUUAAUUCUUAUUUGUUGUUUUUCUUUAAUUUGUAUAAUUCUUUUCUUUCCUCAUUUUUGCACUAUCUUAUCUUUCAUUCUCUUACUCUUUUUUGUACUACAUUGUAUUUCAAAUAUUUUUCUCCCUCUCAUAUUAUAUAUUAUAUAUUAUUUUGUAUUCACUUAGAAGAUAUGGCACUUAAUGUAAUGAUGCAAAACAUUCGCAGUAUGCGUAGAAAUUUUGACAGCUUUUGUGCUCAUAUGAAGAGUCUCGAUCUUAACCCUGAUAUCAUAAUUUUCACAGAAACAUGGAUUCUAAGUGGGGAGCUCGGUCUCUUCCGGAUUGAGGGAUAUAAUUGCAUGGCAAAUUGUAAUUCUUCCUACCGGGCUGGGGGUGUGGCUGUCUUUAUAAAGGAUACCUUACAGUGUGUUGGGCACAGGAGUGUCUCUUUGUCCUCAGCGGACUGCCUUUUUUUGAAUAUAAAAUGUGAAUCUUCCCAUGAUUUGAAUUGAUCUUCAAUGAGCCUACUCGUAUUGCUCAGAGAUCGUCAACCUGUAUUGACCUUGCCUUCUGUGGAGUGAACUUUGAUAGUUCUUCUAUAUCGCAUAAUAUUGUCCAUUGUUCAAUUACGGACCACUCUCUGGUAGCUCUUAAGCUUCAUAAUCUAAAAAUUGUUAAAUCUAACAACACUGAGUCUAAGGAAAUUGUCAGAAUUGACUAUAAAAAGCUGAGAGAAUUGCUUGUAUUGGAAUCAUGGCACAGCGUUUACACCUCUUCUGAUCCUUCGGAGGCUUUUGGGACCUUCACUGAAAAAUUAUGUUCUCUGAUAUCAUCUUGUGAAUCUAAAGUGAAAUUGAAUAAACCUGAUGUUUUGCGCAAACCAUGGAUGACUCAAGAGAUUAAUUUGCUGAUUAAAAAGAAGAAUAGAAUCUAUAAAAAGUUGUCUAAGCAUCCACAAUGUGAACGCUUGCGAUCUGU